AUGGAGAGACAAAUAGAUGGAAGAAUAGCUCGGAGUGCGCGGCAAUUGAACUGCCAGUCAGAAAGGGAAACUGGAUUGAUCGAAAAAGAACACCCCACAACAGAGACGGCAUCAACUUUGUCUAGCUUCAGCGAUGAAGAUAGUGAAUUGAGUCUCGCUCAUCGACAGGGCGGUGGAGGCAGAAGAAGGGUUUCUCGAAACUAUCAGGCGAGGGCUCAUGGUCAUUCCUGGUUUUCAAAACGUUCUACUCGGCCUGCAACACAUCGGGACCAUGUGCCUCAGGUCUCUCACCGGAGCGUCAGAGCUAAUUCACAUUCACUACACUCACUGCUGCCUUCCCCCGUCUCACUCUCAUCUUCCCUCUUCUCCUCUCCUCCCUCUCCUUCCUCUUGCCCAUCUUCUUCAACAUUCUCGCAAUCAUCGUCGUCUACCUCACCUUCUCCAAUACCAUUUACCAAAAGAGCAAAAGCUACAGCAAUGACUCAAGGUUCACGACAUAGAAGUACGCUUCUGCGCGAGCGGAAGCGUCCUUUGCAGCCCUCAAGACAGCAAAUCCCGUCCCAGGCCUCGCGUUCACGGCAGCCUGUCCCACCUGCGAACCCACAACGGAAUCAAUGGCAACAGAUACCGCAGGUCCUACAGCACCCAUCCACAAUUUUGUGUCCGUGGAGACUGUGGGAGUCGGUGGCUGUGAACGUCUUCAACAUACCGAGGGAAGCGGACACAUACUGUCUUUGGCAAGCAUUCAGCAAAGAGGGACAUGUGUUUUCGAUAGACAUCUUUGAAGACUUUCAUGGAAAUAGAGAAUCCAGGGGAAAGAUUCGCUUCAAGUCAGCAGACUCACCUCUCCAUUCCAUACAUUGGCCUAACCGGUUCAGCAGACCACCCCCUCAGAAAGAUUUCUGGUGCCAUGGGACGUAUCCCAUCACACUCUCAGAUGGGAAGACCUCAUUCGUCUCAAUUAGCCUCGACCCCAAACGGCCAGAGGUUCAGAUUCAAAGUCCUGUUCGUCCUAAUACGAUAUAUCCUGCUGAGGUGAAACUACCUAUAGCAUCAAUGGGCAUAGGCGUUCUCGUCAGCGAGACAUCCAUGCUUCCAAUGCGUACCGUCGGAGAUGAAAGAAAUGAGCGGGCUUUUUUGGUCAUUGACCUGAAGCGUAGAGACCUCUUCGUUCACUUCCAGUUGCCCAUCUUCAACAACAAGCCAAAAUCAGCUUCAACAGGCGAGACUUACAAUCAGUAUCGCCUCAGGAUUCCAUUUGUGCAACUCGUGAAAAUGUACCAAAUGCAGGACCCGAAAUCGGGUAAAGUCUCACAUCUGACAUUCUUGGAUUCGCCUGCCAUCUAUCAUCGACGCAUUCAAGAGACCUGGGUCACUUUCAAUGAUGACAUGUCCUGGAGAGAAUCAGAUUCUUGGUAUCGGCAGACUUCCGUGGUACACAACCCAGAUGAGCUAUCUACUCUAUCCGUGAGCUUAAAGCGAUCGAAACCAGUGAUCGAUAUUGGCCGCUGGAACGCGUUCAGAAUAACAUAUCCCGAGGCUCUCAGCAAGAAGGAUGAGGAAAGAUUCGAAUUGUACUGCAACAUUUUGAAAGACUACAAUAUUGCCAUUGAGAAUACUACCCGGUUCUCAGUAUUGGAACAGACGCAGGAAAGACCUCCACCAAUUUGGAGAUGGAUUGACUUCGCAGACCUACAGGCCUCCAAGAAGAUAGUAUCUUCCGUAGAAGAAUUAGGAGAUGAAUCUUAUGUUCAUCUGCCUUUCCCUGUGCGGUACCAGCUCGAGGUCUGUCUAUCCCACAAUUACCUUUCUGAGUUUACCAUGACCCGCGAAUUCGCGGUCAAAUUGCUCGAGCUAGGGGAAUCCGAAGCGGUUAAGCUUCUGGAACAUGUGGCUAUCAAGAAAGAAGUCUAUCAUGACCCAAUGAAAAUCUUCGAUCUCAAGUUCGCCAAAGGUUCAACUCGCGCUAAGAUACCCUCUUACUGUUGCUACAUGCGGUCAGCCAGAAUUACGCCUACCACGAUCUACUAUAAUACUCCAUCUGUUGAUAUCUCGAAUCGUGUGAUCCGGUAUUAUAUCGAGUAUGCUGAUCGCUUUCUCCGCGUUCGAUUCACGGACGAGAAGCUACUCGGCCGCAUCAACUCAACCGUUGACAACACAAUGGACGAAGUGUUUACUCGCAUUAAAAGAGCAUUGGCGAAUGGUAUCGUCAUUGGCGACAGGCGUUAUGAGUUUCUGGCCUUUGGUAACUCGCAGUUCCGAGAGCAUGGAGCCUACUUCUUUGCACCUCUGCCCAAUUUGACGGCUGCGAACAUCCGAGCAUGGAUGGGAACAUUUAACGACAUACGCAACGUUGCUAAGCAUGCUGCAAGGCUGGGGCAGUGUUUCUCAACCACUCGAGCUAUAGCUGGCUGCCCGGUACAGAUCCGUUUGAUAGACGACGUUGUCCAAAACGGAUACACCUUUUCAGACGGUGUGGGACGAAUUUCAAAGUUCCUGGCGCAGAUGGCAGCUUCAGAGCUCAAGAUCAAAACACCAAGCGAUGACCCACCGUCCGCGUUCCAGUUUCGUUUGGGAGGUUGCAAAGGAAUGCUAACAGUUUCUCCCGAGGCCCAGCGUCAAGAGGUGCACAUCCGCAAGAGUCAAUACAAAUUUGCAGCGGUCCACAACGGCUUGGAGAUUAUUCGCUGGUCUCAGUACUCCAUGGCGACUCUGAAUCGACAGUUGAUUAUUGUUCUUUCCUCUCUAGGCAUUCAAGAUCGUGUCUUUCAUGAUAAGCUCAGAGCAAUGCUACAGAGUCUGAACGAAGCCAUGGAGAGUGAUUCUCAGGCUCUGUGUUGGCUGAAGAAGUAUGUGGAUCCCAACCAGAUGACGCUUGUUGUCAGUCAGAUGGUCCUAGAUGGGUUCAGGAGUUCCAGAGAGCCAUUCGUCACGUCCAUAAUGAGACUCUGGAAGGCGUGGCAUCUCAAAUAUCUAAAGGAGAAAGCAAAAAUCGUGAUUGAGAAGGGGGCGAACUUGCUUGGAUGCAUGGAUGAGACUGGCAUUCUUAGAGGCUACUCUGAAAGGGUUCCUGCCAAGGGCGCCUCUGAUGAAGAGAAGUUAGCCGCGUUACCGGAAAUAUUCGUCCAGAUUCAUCGCCCUGACACUGGGAAGUGCGAAGUCAUUGAGGGAGUAUGUAUCCUUGCCCGCAACCCGUCUCUACAUCCCGGUGACAUCCGGGUAGUAAGAGCCGUCAAUGUUCCUCAGUUGAGUCAUCUGAAGGAUGUCGUCGUCUUCCCACAGACCGGGGAUAGAGACAUUCCCAGCAUGUGCUCUGGUGGAGAUCUAGACGGCGAUGAUUACCUUGUGAUUUGGGAUCAAGAUCUUGUUCCCGAAGAUUGGUUCCGCAAGGCUAUGAAGUACACAAGCGACAAAGCCCAAGAUCUCGAUCAGGAUGUCACGGUGAACCACAUCACUUCAUUCUUCGUCUUAUACAUGAAGAACGAUUUCCUUCCUAGGAUCGCCCACGCUCAUCUUGCCUGGGCAGAUCGUCUCGAGGACGGUGUCAACGAAGAAAAGUGCAUACGACUAGCCCAGCUUCACUCCGACGCGGUCGACUACAACAAAACGGGCAAGCCAGCGAACAUGACACGCAGCCUGCAGCCGAAGGUGUGGCCUCACUUCAUGGAGAAGAAGCACAAGCCAAAGGAAAGGAUAUAUAAGUCCAAUAAAAUUCUCGGGCAACUAUACGACGCCGUGGAGCGUAUCGACUUUGUUCCUAGCCUUGAAAUGCCCUUUGACGAACGAAUCUUGACAUGCAGCCUGGGAGUCAACGAUGAUCUUGUGCAAUUUGCUCGCGACCUCAAGGCUGACUACGACGCAGCCAUGCAUCGUAUCAUGGCACAGCAUGAGAUCAAGACGGAGUUCGAGGUUUGGUCUACUUUUGUGCUAAGUCACAGCAAUAUGAGCAAGGACUACAAGUUUCAUGAAGAGUUGGGACUGAUAUCAUCGUCCCUCCGCGACAUGUACCGGAAGAAGUGCUAUGAAAAAGUCGGCGGUCGCACCUUCGAGCUGCUUGCUCCUCUGGCAGUUGCAAUGUAUCGUGUCACCCACGAGGAAAUGACUUCUGCGCUUGUAAAGUACCGCGCUGAAAAUCCUCCCGACGGAAAGCUUUUCCAUAAGCCAACACCUAGAAUCGAUCACCUGCCUUUUAUCAGCUUCCCUUGGAUUCUGCACAACAUCCUGGGUAAGAUUGCUUUAGGUCACUAUGAAGAACCUGAGCCAGAUCCAGCACCCACUGUGAGCGCACUUGCAACCGCAAGCGUGGAUCCGCUCGAUCCUGUCCUUGGUCAAGCCGUUUCUGUCCACAAAGAGAACCGCAACGGGACCGAGCCCACGCAAGACUCUCUCAAGGGCAUUUACGAGGAUCCCUUUGGUCUCUUCGAGAGCGAUCAGGAACCCAGACCGUCAUCGCAGCCCAGUAGAGAGGCAGAGGUAUCCGCAACUCAGAAUAGACGCGAGAGUCUCCUAUCUCUCGACCAGCUGCUUGAUUUCGGGCUUGUAGAACUCGGCUUGCCUCCUUCCUCUGACUGCUUGCAUUCGAGUGCACAAGCUCCAGAUGGCUCUAGCUUGUUGGAACUCAAUGACAACCCGGCACUCGACAAACCCGCUGAGGGUAGGGCAGAGGAAACUGACUCCGAGAAACAGACGAGCUUGGUCAGUGGCAGCACGAGCAUCAAGGGCAGAUGCAUCGACAUCGUGGAGGAAGACGACGUCAAGCCAUCUGCACUCGACAUGCUCUACCAGAUAUUGGACAGUUAA
Aspergillus fischeri NRRL 181 is the source of this 4800-nucleotide messenger RNA. Its product is annotated as RNA dependent RNA polymerase. Gene Ontology annotation, molecular function: RNA-directed RNA polymerase activity; nucleic acid binding. NCBI's taxonomy places the organism in Eukaryota, Fungi, Ascomycota, Eurotiomycetes, Eurotiales, Aspergillaceae. The record is from RefSeq and is a predicted model, not a curated record. Gene Ontology annotation, cellular component: nuclear RNA-directed RNA polymerase complex. Gene Ontology annotation, biological process: siRNA processing. The transcript is spliced from 3 exons. The coding region runs from base 1 to 4800 and encodes 1599 amino acids.